AUGGUUGAUUCUGUCGCAACAAUAGCUCUUGAAACACUUCGGGACCUGUUGAUUGAGGAAGCAAAGUUUCUAUCGAGUGUGGGCGGUGCGGUUGAGGAAGUCCGUAGGCAGCUCAACAUCAUGCACUGUUUCUUGAAGGAUGCUGAUAGAAGGCAAGAUCUGUAUAAUUCACAGAUAGUCCAGAAUUGGGUCGCUGAACUUCGCGAUUUGUCCAUUCAAGCUGAGAUUGUACUAGAAAGAUAUGCUAUUGAAGUGGUGUCCAGAAGAGAAGGAAAAGGCCUGAAAAAGGUUCUCAAAAGACUCACUUGUAUAUUGAGCGAGUGGUUGAGAAUGCACCAAAUCGGAGAAGACGUUAAAGAUAUCAAGUCUCGUAUGUCCGACCUCACCAAACAGUCGGAGUCCAUGAAUGUCAGAGACAACUCAUCAAGAUUGGUAGAUGAUAACAAUUGGUCAAGAAGAACGUAUGGGCAUGAGGUUGAAAAGUAUUUUGUAGGAAUGAAGGAGGAUAUUAAACAGUUAGAAUCAGUUCUGACAACUAAUGACAAAUCAAAUGGAGUGAUUUCCAUAUGUGGCAUGGGAGGCUUGGGAAAGACCACUCUUGCUAGUAAAAUUUACAAUGGGGAGGUCGUGCAGCGGUGCUUCAAAUAUCAUGCUUGGAAUUUCUUAAGGCAUGCUUUUCCCGUUGGAGAGGCAGAUAGCAAAGUUUUGCUCACAACCAGAAAUCAUAACAUUGUUUCCAUAGGAUACGUCUACAAUCUAAAGUGUCUGAGUGAAGAUGAAGGAUGGGAGCUCCUUCAAAAGAUAGCACUCCCAAACAACUAUUCACAAGACAUUGAAGAACUUAGAUUACCUAAUUACAUAUACAAAAUGAGGCACUUGAGGCAUCUAUUUUUGGGAUUUCUUCAUGAGAGCGUUGGAGGUGAAAAAUUGAAAUUGGAAGGGUUGAAUGAGUUGGAGAUGAUAACUGGGUUCAACAGUUUGGUUGAUGACAUCACUCAUCUUCUUAAAUUGCCGAAGCUCCGAGUAUUGGAAGGAAGAAUUUUUGAUGAAGAAAAAUUGCAGCUUGCGGAUACAAGGAAUGAGGAAGACCCAAUCAAAAUACUAGAGAAGCUUCCCAUGUUAAGAGUUCUUGGCUUAUGGCGCAAUCCAUAUGUGGGCAGAGAGAUAGUUUGUGAGGCAACUGGAUUUCCUCAACUCAGAGAGCUUUCCUUGAAUGAUUUGAGGAAUUUAGCAGAGUGGAGAGUGGAGAAAGGAGCAAUGCACAAUCUCUCUCAUCUAGUUAUUGCAAAAUGCAGUAAAUUGAAGAUGAUUCCGGAUGGAUUGGAAUUCAUUAAUACUCUAAAAACACUGAUUAUAAUUAUGCUAGAAGAGUUCGUGAAGAGGAUCAUGUUUAGUGGUACGCCUCCUGUGCCAUGUGGUCGAGGACAUGGUCGUCUACAAGUUUCGCCUCAUGUUGGGGAAGUAGUUCUUCGACCACCCCCACCACCUGACACAACCGCACCGUCCCCCGCCCCGCAGACUUCGAAUGACGCUGGAGCAUCUGGAGCUGCACCGACAGCUAAUGACACGAUACAACA
Molecule: messenger RNA, 1577 nt
Organism: Sesamum indicum (sesame)
Lineage: Eukaryota; Viridiplantae; Streptophyta; Magnoliopsida; Lamiales; Pedaliaceae
Source: RefSeq, a predicted model, not a curated record